Balaenoptera acutorostrata (minke whale) is the source of this 1056-nucleotide messenger RNA. RefSeq names its product cytotoxic granule associated RNA binding protein TIA1-like. The transcript has a single exon. The coding region runs from base 16 to 1056 and encodes 346 amino acids. The record is from RefSeq and is a predicted model, not a curated record. NCBI's taxonomy places the organism in Eukaryota, Metazoa, Chordata, Mammalia, Artiodactyla, Balaenopteridae. Gene Ontology annotation, molecular function: RNA binding.
UUUUAAUUCUCCAAAAUGAUUAUGGACACAGCUGGAAAUGAUCCAUAUUGUUUUGCAGAGUUUUCUGAGCGUCGUCAUGCAGCUGCAGCACUAGCUGCUAUGAAUAGGCGGAAGAUGAUGGGUAAGGAAGUCAAAGUGAAGUGGGCAACAACCCACAGCAGUCAAAAGGAUACAAGCAGUAGUACCGUUGUCAGCACACAGCGUUCACAAAGUCAUUUCCAUGUCUUUGUUGGUGAUCUCAGUCCAGAAAUUACAACUGAAGAUACAAAAGCUGCUUUUGCACCAUUUGGAAGAAUAUCAGAUGCCCAAGUGGUAAAAGACAUGGCAACAGGAAAGUCUAAGGGAUAUGGCUUUGUCUCCUUUUUCAACAGAUGGGAUGCUGAAAACUCCAUUCAACAGAUGGGUGGCCAGUGGCUUGGUGGAAGACAAAUCAGAACUAACUGGGCAACCCGAAAGCCUCCAGUUCCAAAGAGUACAUAUGAGUCGAACACCAAACAGCUAUCAUAUGAUGAGGUCGUAAAUCAGUCUAGUCCAAGCAACUGUACUGUAUAUGGAGGAGGUGUCACUUCUGGGCUAACAGAACAACUAAUGCGUCAGACUUUUUCGCCAUUUGGACAAAUAACGGAAAUUCGAGUCUUUCCAGAUAAAGGAUAUUCUUUUGUUCGGUUCAAUUCCCAUGAAAGUGCAGUACAUGCAGUUGUUUCUGUUAAUGGAACUACCAUUGAAGGCCAUGUUGUGAAAUGCUACUGGGGCAAAGAAACUCUUGAUAUGAUAAAUCCCAUGCAACAGCAGAAUCAAAUUGGAUAUCCACAAGCUUACGGCCAGUGGGGCCAGUGGUAUGGGAAUGCACAACAAAUUGGCCAAUAUAUGCCUAAUGGUUGGCAAGUACCCGCAUAUGGAAUGUAUGGCCAGCUAUGGAACCAGCAGGGAUUUAAACAGUCUUCUGCACCAUGGAUGGGACCAAAUUAUGGAGUGCAGCCGCCUCCAGGACAGAAUGGCAGCAUGAUGCCUAAUCAGCCUGCAGGGUAUCAAGUUGCAGGGUAUGAAACCCAGUGA